AUGAUAAUUGAUACACCAGAAGUACAAGAUAUCAAUUCUUUUUCCCGAUUGGAAUACUUAAAAGAGGUUUAUGGGAUCAUAUGGAUGCUUGUACCUAUUUUUACUCCUGUAUUGGGAAUCACAAUAGGUGUACUAGCAAUUGUGUGGUUAGAAAGAGAAAUAUCCGCAGGGAUACAACAACGUAUUGGACCUGAAUAUGCCGGUCCUUUGGGAAUUCUUCAAGCUCUAGCAGAUGGCACAAAACUACUUUUCAAAGAGAAUCUUCUUCCAUCUAGAGGAGAUACUCGUUUAUUCAGUAUCGGACCAUCCAUAGCAGUCAUAUCAAUUCUACUAAGUUAUUUAAUAAUUCCUUUUGGCUCUAACCUUGUUCUAUCCGAUCUCAAUAUCGGUGUUUUUUUAUGGAUCGCCAUUUCAAGUAUUGCUCCCAUUGGACUUCUUAUGUCAGGAUAUGGAUCAAAUAAUAAAUAUUCCUUUUUAGGUGGUCUACGAGCUGCUGCUCAAUCAAUUAGUUAUGAAAUACCAUUAACUCUAUGCGUGUUAUCAAUAUCUCUAUUAUCUAACAGUUCAAGUACAGUUGAUAUAGUUGAGGCGCAGUCAAAAUAUGGUUUUUGGGGGUGGAAUUUGUGGCGUCAACCUAUAGGGUUUAUCGUUUUUCUAAUUUCGUCCCUAGCCGAAUGCGAAAGAUUGCCUUUUGAUUUACCAGAAGCAGAAGAAGAAUUAGUAGCAGGUUAUCAAACCGAAUAUUCGGGUAUCAAAUUUGGUUUAUUUUACGUUGCUUCUUAUCUAAAUCUACUAGUUUCUUCAUUAUUUGUAACAGUUCUUUACUUGGGAGGUUGGGAUCUCUCUAUUCCGUACAUAUUUGUUCCUGAGUUUUUUGAAAUAAAUAAAGCGGGUGAAGUCUUUGGAACGACAAUUGGUAUCUUUAUUACAUUAGCCAAAACUUAUUUGUUCUUGUUCAUUCCUAUCACAACAAGAUGGACUUUACCUAGGCUGAGAAUGGACCAACUAUUAAAUCUUGGAUGGAAAUUUCUUUUACCUAUUUCUCUAGGUAAUCUAUUAUUAACAACUUCUUCCCAACUCCUUUCACUGUAA
Molecule: messenger RNA, 1092 nt
Organism: Vitis riparia (riverbank grape)
Lineage: Eukaryota; Viridiplantae; Streptophyta; Magnoliopsida; Vitales; Vitaceae
Source: the annotation of a RefSeq genome assembly